GAGAGAGAGAGAGAGAGCGAGAGAAAUUGAGGAGAGGACCAAGCGAAGGAGCGAGAGCAACAUGAGGCCCGCGGCGGCGCUGCCCCACUGAAGGGCCGCCGCCGCCCCCGCGGACAUGAGCCGCUGGCUGUGCCUGAAGAUGCUCCUGCUGGGGCUUCUGCUACUGGGCCCGCUGCUGCUCGCGCUUACGGAGGCUGGCCCAGUACUGACCGGGGCAGGGGUCGGGGCCGGACACCGGCGCUAUUACCGGCGCGCCGUCCGCCUCUGCUCGCGCAGUCUUAGCGAUGCGCUCUACCUGCUGUGCAAGGAUCGGGGCUACAACGAGCCCUUCAGCAGUAGCGGCGAGACGGAGGUGCGCCACACGACGGGGCCGGGCCUCGUCGAGGAGUGCUGCUACAACGCCUGCAGCAUCGAGCAGAUGGAGCAGUACUGCAAGCCAAGGGGCAAGCAGGCGCAGCCCUGAGGCUCGUCGGCGAUCGGGCGCCUCGACCGGGGAGGUGCCGAGACCUUAGUGUGUGUUUGCAUCCUGAGCCUGACCGUGGAUGCUGACUGCUAGGCUCGGUCGGAGAUGAAAAUGGAAACGGAGACGAUGACGAGGACGAGGACGAGGACGAGGACGAGAA
Messenger RNA from Ceratosolen solmsi marchali, 623 nucleotides. RefSeq names its product insulin. Gene Ontology annotation, cellular component: extracellular region. Gene Ontology annotation, molecular function: hormone activity. Bases 116 to 463 code for a protein of 115 amino acids. The transcript has a single exon. The record is from RefSeq and is a predicted model, not a curated record. NCBI's taxonomy places the organism in Eukaryota, Metazoa, Arthropoda, Insecta, Hymenoptera, Agaonidae.